Messenger RNA from Limanda limanda (common dab), 2678 nucleotides. RefSeq lists its product as uncharacterized. The transcript has 5 exons. The record is from RefSeq and is a predicted model, not a curated record. The coding region runs from base 76 to 948 and encodes 290 amino acids. NCBI's taxonomy places the organism in Eukaryota, Metazoa, Chordata, Actinopteri, Pleuronectiformes, Pleuronectidae.
CACACACACACACACAGACACAGACACAGACACAGAUACACUUCACUGCAGAGACCUUGCUGACUGAGGAGGCGAAUGAAGAUGAAGAUGAAGCUGCUUUUUGUUUCUAUUGUGAUGGUUAUGAUGUCAGUGCCGGGUGUGACAACAUUUUUUCGAGAACCUACAACAACCUCUUCAACAUGGACAACAGCUCGUCCUGCAGUAAAUUUGAAUGGGAAGAUGUUCACCUUAUCUUCUGAUGGAGGAGGAAUCUCCUUCUAUCCCCCCUCCACCACCACCCCCACCCCUGAGACCACCACCGAGUGGACCACCACCAACUAUGAGACUACCACUGAGAUCACCACCACCCCUGAGAACACCCCCACCCCUGAGACCACCACCGAGUGGACCACCACCAACUAUGAGACUACCACCACCCCUAGGACCACGCCACUUUCAACUACAGGUUUGUCUGUGUGUCUGGCUUACCUCACUGACUCUUCCACCGUACUAUUCAAACUCUUCCCAUCCAGCUCGUACCCUAUGACUCUGGAAACAGAUUCCGGUGUUUUCUACUCACUGACCUGGGAUGGGUAUUACUCAAAAACCUUCAAACCCAACGUUCAAUUCUGGCCAGGAGGUUUUUCCCCGGACAUAUGGACCAGAGUCUGUGUCACCAUGGACAGUGUGAAGAACGUGGGGCAGGUGUUCAGCGGCUCAAACAUGAGCGUCAGGAAGAGACUGCGCUAUCCGUUUCCACAGGGACAAGAACCUGUGAUCAAUGUUCCAGGAUUUGAUGGCCAGUUGACAGACGUACAGAUGUGGGAUUAUCCUCUAAACUACAGAGAAAUCAUCCAAUACAUGAGUCCCAGCACCUACGGGCCGUCCCGUGGCUCUGUCCUCACUUGGUCCCACAUCAGCUACUCUCUCAAUGAAGACGCGCUGUUGGAGGACACGUACGAGAUAUAGUAGCAACAGCCAAUCAGCAAAAGGGGGAGGGGGCGUGGACUGAGGGGAGAGAAGAAGAGCAGGAUGGUCUUCUGAGUGGAGGAGAGUAAGAAAAGAGAGGGAGGAGAGCUUCAGUGAAUCACACAAGCAGAUGGAGAGCAAGCUGCAUCCUCUGUUUCUCAUUUAAUCCUCCAAUAAUAACUCAGAAUGAAUCAACAAUCAGCAUUUAUCCAAAUCAAAUCAAACGAUUUGAUACAAUUAUAUUUACACAUAAACGGUGCUGAAUAGUCUCAGUAAUACCCUGGAUUCUAUAUAUUCAGACAUUUGACAUGUGGAGGAAGAAACUCCUCGUAACAGACUUGUGUUUUAUUCUGUGUGUAAAAACGCUGCUUUUUAUAUCGGCUCCGCUCUCCAGAAAAGGACAAAAAAUAUAGAUUAACCUGUAAGUUUCUGUUUUAUAUGAUUAUUUUAUAAAGAAAAGAGCUAAAAAUACUGACAGAGGCUAUAAAGCAGAGCAACGUGAGGCAGAAAUAACCAGAAUCUGACUCGGGAGAAAACACAAACUGAAUUCAGACAGUGUCAGGUCUUGCUCAAGGGCACUUUGGCCACAUCAGAUCUUAUUUUGAAGGGUCCUUGCGGUUGAGAAGACAUCCUGUGAUCUUCACUCAUUUCACUCCAGGGUGAAACAUAACGUAUGAACGUCACCGCUGAGCUUAAAACGAUUAUUUGAUUUGUCCAUCGAUGAUCGACAGAAAAUUUCCUGGCAACUAUUUAAAUAAAUGGUCAAGUAAAAAUAGAUCGAACGGUUUCACCUUCUUGUUGAGAGGUGGUUGAGUUUCCCUCUCUGUUGUAAUAAGUUCAAUAUUUUUGGCUUUUGGACUGUUCAAAAAACAAAACAUUUGAUGACAUCAUCUUCAGCUGUAGGAGAAUCUGUUGGUUAAUAGAACGAAUGAGACAUUUAAACAGGUGGUGGAACUCUUCUUCUUCUUCUCGACACCUGUCCGAGGCUGUUCCUUAAAUACGGAUCUUUAUUUAAACCCCAAACGUUUACUGUGCACAACUCAACUCAAGCAAGUGCUCAUCGUUUACUCAGAUAAACUAAAAGUGCAUCUAGGUCAAAAAUUUGUUUGAAUUUGGUUGAAAAGAUCAUUUCUGUUUCCUCAAUCGCGCCUGUUUUUCGACGGUUUACCGAAUAGAUUUUCUCUCUUUAAAAAAUACAUGAAGUUACAUUGGAUUCAUUCACUGAACUGAAGCACGUGUCUUUAAUUCAUCUCUUCCGCCAAAUAACCAGUCGUGUGUUUCUCCUGGAGUCACGAUAUCUAUCUGUGUGUUUCUAGGUUGUUGCUUUGGGGCCUGUUGCGCUUUCCAUUGUUUUUUUCUUCAUUAAUCAGCGUUUUUUUCCCCCCCGAGUGGGUCGCAGCGACCUGAGUGAUCUGCAGAAGACGGAGCUUCAGUCCACAGGUCGUUGACUUUGCAUGAACGACGGACGGACCUCCUCAGUCGGCUGUGGGGAUGUUAACAAGCUGAGGAAGUUUCUAAAUCCGCCUAAAACAAAAGUUACUAAUGACGAGUUCAUUUCUUGGUGGUUUGUUGUCUCGUGGGAGGAAGUUUCCUCGUGUUGGUGGAGCUGCUCUUUAACAACAGAUCAAACACGACAGGGUGGACGGUGUUGAACUGUAAAUAUGUGCUUGAUGUUCUAGUGUCAUGGUUAAUAAAAAGGCUUUUCAGUGAUAAUUAAAACACUAACUCCA